UAGUUGUCUGCUAACAAAUGUUAGCCAUGCUAAGUUAAUUUACUAACGUCGUUUCGCUCAGCUAGGCACCGUUAGCAUGUUAGCUGGGUUAGCAAAGCUUCACAAACGGCUGCACCACUCUUCAAUAUCCAGCCCCAGUUUAUAUUUGAUACCCGGGCUCUUCAAAUACAAAGCACCGAGGAUAAAGGUAGGCCUGCAGGCCCCUAAAAUGAAAAUAAAUAACAGGCAAUACUGACCAGAAACCCGGCUCAAUAUUAGACACUGCUACACAACCGACCGACAAGUCUCGUUGUCGACCUUCCAGUCGGAUUUAGGACAGGAUAUAUUUCCUGAACCCCAAGUUGAUCCAACUAAGUUGACAAAAUAUAGCGAACCGACUCGCUCACACAAUAAGCGAGAGACUGAAUUUACCUGUUUCUUUUCCACUCUGACACCACUGAGCGCUGCGUCACGUGGUUUACAUGGCGCUACGAGGAAACUGGACCCAUCACAUGUGAUAGCACACUAACAUAGUUUAAUAUUAUCAGCGAGGACAUGACAGGUCAGUGGUGGGGAUGCACUUUACAGAUAAUAAACUACUACUACGAUUACUACCUCUGGUUGUCAUGAUAACUUCAUAAAUAUCCAUUAUUGGCAAUUAUUUUGUUGUAAAAUGCUUAUAUAAUGGUCAGAAGUUAGGCCGGUAAAUAUGAACAUAAUUUUUCACGUGUGUAUCCAAUUAUUCUUUAUUUAUUUCCCGUUGCUUUAUUUAUUUACCAAUUUCAUGUUACCUUUAAAUCCUCUAUUAAUUUGUAAACAAAUAAUAUUUCUGUUUUAAUUUUACAUUUCUGUUUUCAUUUUUAAAUCGAUAUUUAUAUACAUUUUAUAUAUUUAUUAUUAUAAUGUAUCAUUUCCCCUUUGUCUCCCCUCCCUUAACUAUUUAUCCAAAUGUAUUUAUGGCUGAAUAAUCUUGCGUUCUCUGUUAGGUCCUACUAACAUGGUUAUUACGGUAAUUCGGAGCAUCGGCAAUCAGUUGAUGCUGUCGCCUUGCUGCUUCUAGCUAGCACAAGCUAAACUGCGUACUUCAUGCUUGAUGUCGCUAAACAUGAUGAGGCGUAUCACUACGGUUACUGAAUAGUUUCCUUUUUAGAAACAGUCGUGCAAACCUGUUAAACAAUUUGUUGUCUGUGCACCAUUGACCAUUAUAUUCACAAUGGUCAACCGAACGAUAGCGCCCAAGCUAAUGUAGCAACAUAAAGUUAGGUUCAUUGUUAGCCAGUCAGUGAGCUAACUGACCUGUAGAAAGACUGCACACUGAGAGAUAUCAUGGCAGAGUCAUUAUCAGGGGUUAAUGUCGUUCUGGUUAUGGCAUAUGGAAGCCUGGUGUUUGUGCUGCUGUUUAUAUUUGUCAAAAGGCAAAUCAUGCGUUUCGCAAUGAGAUCCCGCCGAGGACCACAUGCACCUAUUGGCCACAAUGCACCUAAGGGUUUGAGGGAGCAGAUUGACUCCAGGCUGUCUAAGGUGCAGGAGAUCCGCUUCGAACCUCGUCUCUUAGAAGAAGAAGAUGAUAGGCUGAAGCAAGGAUCCCAGAUCAGUUGCUACAACUACCUGUACAGAAUGAAAGCUUUGGAUUCAAUCCGUGACUCAGGAAUUCCUCUGCAGGAGAUAAGCCGCUGUCCCAGUGCGUUUACUGGACGCAACUUCAGAAGCUGGCUGAUGGAGUUGCGUAACUCCCACUCUCUGAUAAAGAGCAGCCGCAGCGCUCUCAUUGACCGUUUACUUGAAGGCUACGACAGCGCUCGCCACGGGACUGGGGUAUUUGGGGAAGCUGAAUUUCUCGAAUAUCAGCAAGCUCUCAACGAACUGGCUGAUGUGGUGAAAGCCUAUUCCAGCAGCACCAGUCUGGACCAGCAUCACCAGUCUGCAGCCAAGGACCUGACAGGCUCUCCUGUCCGGAGCACUCCCUCCACCAUCCAGGUCACCUACCUACCCUCCACUGGCCAGCGCAGCAAAAGGCCCAAGCACUUUCUGGAGCUCAAAAGUUUCAAAGACAACUACAACACCCUGGAGAGCACCCUGUGAGAGGUCGCUGCCAAUAAAUGUGUGCUUUAUGGAAGCAUGUGUGCACCAGGAAACAACCAACUAUAACUCUAGCUUUCAUUAUGAGUCUUUCCCACAAGUUGGAUAUUCAUUUUUAUUACAGUAUGCCACACAACAUUUUUUAGGUAGUUUUAAAGAAUGACAUAGAAAAACAAAUGUCCACUUUAGUUGUUCAAAACUUGCUGAAGCCCUUAUGUACACCGAGGGCCUUUUUUUUCCUUCAUAUUUUGGACCUAAUGAGCGUGUGUAGAGGACAUGUGAUUGUAGCCAACCUGAGUUUCCAUAGUCAUUUUUUGUAAAAACAGCAAAGUUAAUGGCCAGUUAUCUGGAUUCAUUAUUAUUUUUCUCAAAUUGUAAAUAUGUGUGUAUAUUUUGACUGCGUUUGUACAGAUGCAAAAUAUUUAUUUAAGGACAUUAAUUGAUUUAAUUGACAUUGUGUGAUUUUUAUUUAUGUGAGGUUUUACACUUUAGUGAUUUGAGAUAAAAGCAUUAC
This is a messenger RNA of Eleginops maclovinus (Patagonian blennie), 2572 nucleotides long. RefSeq names its product protein C1orf43 homolog. The transcript has 7 exons. Bases 1306 to 2061 code for a protein of 251 amino acids. Lineage: Eukaryota; Metazoa; Chordata; Actinopteri; Perciformes; Eleginopidae. The record is from RefSeq and is a predicted model, not a curated record. Gene Ontology annotation, biological process: phagocytosis.